Molecule: messenger RNA, 1722 nt
Organism: Fraxinus pennsylvanica
Lineage: Eukaryota; Viridiplantae; Streptophyta; Magnoliopsida; Lamiales; Oleaceae
Source: the annotation of a GenBank genome assembly
AUGGUUGAUCAAGCAACAAUGGCCGCAUCUCCAUCUCUUGCCUGUGGAGAAAAGAAGCACCGGUGGCUUACCAAUAAAAAGACGGUGGAGAGAUAUGUGAGGGAGGCGAAAAUGUUGAUUGCAACGCAAGAGCAAAGCGAGAUUACGGCAGCUUUACGGCUUCUAGAGGCGGCGUUGGCUCUUUCGCCGCGUAUGGAGGUGGCGUUAGAGCUCAAGGCCCGGUGUUUGCUUUAUCUCAGGCGGUUUAAGGAAGUUGCCGAUAUGUUACAGGAUUACAUUCCGAGCCUGAAAAUGGUGGCUUCUGAUGAUGAAUCGUCAUCCAGGUGGUCAGAUAACUCGUCCACUCAGCUGUCGAGAGAGCGAGUCAAGCUUCUUUCUGACUCACUGGGUCGUGAUGAGCCGGUGUUUAAGUGCUUUUCUGUCUCGGAUUUGAAAAAGAAAGUCAUGGCUGGCCUCUGUAAAAAUGGCGAUAAAGAAGGGGAAUGGAGGUACUUGGUUUUGGGACAAGCCUGUUGCCAUUUAGGCUUAAUGGAGGAUGCAAUGGUGCUCCUCCAGACCGGAAAACGCCUCGCCACCGCCGCAUUCCGCCAUGAAAGCAUUUGCUGGUCGGAGGACAGCUUUUCGUUUAACAGAUUUCCGCUUUCUGGCGAUAAAAAUCAGCCCCAGUCACUUCAUAAAUCAGAGAGUGAAAGAAUUUCUCAACUACUCAGUCACAUGAAGCUUCUCAUUCGCCGCAAUACAGCCGCAAUGGCUGCCCUUGAUGCUGGGCUCUAUUCCGAAGCCAUUAGACAUUUCUCCAAAAUUGUUGAUGGCCGCCGUGGAGCCCCGCAGGGAUUCUUGGCCGAUUGCUAUAUGCAUCGAGCCUUAGCUUAUCAAUCCACGGGUCGAAUAGCAGAGGCAGUAGCGGACUGUAAUCGAACCUUAGCAUUGGAUCCCUCUCGAUUGGAGGCACUUACAAUCAGAGCGACCUUAUUUGAAACAAUAAGAUGUUUACCAGAUAGUCUUCACGACCUGGAGCACUUGAAACUAUUGUACAACUCAAUGUUGCGCGAUAGGAAAUUGCCUGGACCGGCAUGGAAGCGUCAAAAUGUUCAGUACAGGGAAAUUCCAGGGAAGUUGUGUUCUUUAGCCGCGAAAAUCCAACAAUUGAAGCAAAGGGUCGCAGCUGGUGAAACUGGGAAUGUAGAUUAUUAUGCAUUAAUUGGUUUAAGAAGGGGUUGUUCGAGAUCAGAAUUGGAACGAGCACAUUUGUUGUUGAACCUAAGACACAAGCCUGAUAAGUCAUUGAGUUUCAUUGAACGAUGUGAGUUGACCGAUGAGGGGGAUAUCGAUUCAGUUAGGGAUCGAGCUAAAAUAUCAGCAUUGCUGCUGUAUAGAUUGAUUCAGAGGGCUUAUACAAGUGUAAUGUCAACCAUUUUGGAUGAACAAGCGUGUGAGAAGGAAAGAAAGAAGGCUGCGGCUGCCUUGCAAGUGGCACAGGCUGUCAUGCAAUCUCAACACGCUCUCGAGCAAUCCUCCUCUGCAGCCGUUCCAAAGGCCACCCCUAAUCUGCAUAAGUGUAGUAGUAACAAUCGGGUUGAAAACAAGGCCACCAUAACAACUCCACCACCAUCAGUGUUUCAAGGUGGGUUUUGCAGAGACCUAUCAAUUGUCGGGAAUCUGCUUUCUCAGACCGGGAUUAGUCGUCCAAUUUCAGUAAAAUACGAGGCCUUGAGCUGUUAA